Messenger RNA from Penicillium taxi, 1836 nucleotides. RefSeq names its product transcription factor domain-containing protein. The record is from RefSeq and is a predicted model, not a curated record. Gene Ontology annotation, biological process: DNA-templated transcription. The transcript has 3 exons. Lineage: Eukaryota; Fungi; Ascomycota; Eurotiomycetes; Eurotiales; Aspergillaceae. Gene Ontology annotation, molecular function: DNA binding; zinc ion binding. Bases 1 to 1836 code for a protein of 611 amino acids.
AUGGAGCUCACUUGGCUUGUCGACUCUCCUCAAUCUCGGAGUAGACUUCGGGCCCUAAAAGCGUGUUCAGCUUGUCAGCAGCGCAAGAAACGGUGUCGACAUAUCAAUUCUAAUUCAGAGCUAUCAGAGACAUACAUCCGUCCACUGCACACAUUUAGAGGUGACCAUGAUCUGGAUCGUUCGCAGGCGACAAGAAAUACAACAUAUCCCUAUUUGGCAAAUCACCCUAUUACAGAGAGAUUUGUCGGGGAUCUGAAUCCAGAGGCUUUUAUUCGUGAAAAUUUGGAUGAACCAACUGGAAUCCCCCGUCGGGAUCACAUAGGGCUUUGGAUACCUCGCAACCAACAAACCACCGGCUCAGAUUCAAUAUCAACGCAGUCAUGUCAAUCAUCUUUGAAUAGUGGAGUCGUUACAUCCUUACUACAUGAUCGAUAUUCAUUUGCAAUGCGGGCUUGUGACCAGCUUCCAACGUCCACCCGAGAGCCACUAACUGCAAUAUAUUUCUCGAAGGUCAAUCAUAUUGUUCCUCUUCUGGAGCAACAUCAAACUACAGAGUUGGCCUCGGUAUUUCUCAAGAGAGCGAUUUGUUUAGUAGCGGCCAAAGACCCAACGGCAGCUUCUUAUUUGCGCUUGGUGAAAGAUGGGCCGCUUCUUUCGGUGCGUCAAUUUUGCUCGGAAGUUUACAAGGGGCUCAGGGCUGCGAUGGAUGCUGAAUUAGAACCCGAUCGCUUAACCCGCAUCCGUGUGCUAGCUCUGAUGUCUCUACACUGUGAAGGGUACGACGGAGCUGAAACGGCAUCACUUCAUCUUUGCCAUGCAAUACAUCAGGCCCAAACGAUAGGCUUGCAUCUCGAUAGACCAGAUAGGACAUCUGCGGAGCCCCUUGUUAGACUGUUCUGGUCCUUAUGGACAUUGGACAAGAUGCACGCAAGUAUCGGUGGUCGCCCUGUUCUUUUGGCUGACCGCGACAUUGGAAUCACAACCCCAACUUUGAAUGAUCGGAAGACCCUUGGGGCGUUUGGGGUGUGGCUUGCAAUUUCAGAUUUGCUUGCAACUGUCAUAUCCUAUUAUCGACCCUCGGCCACCAAUACUAGUGGCUGGGAGGAAGGAUUUCCUCCAUUUGAAGAUAUUGUGGCCGAAUGUUCUCACGGUAGUUUGAACUUUGCUAUUCUGGGCUUUUUAGAAUUGUACUAUCAGUCUGUUGCGAUCUUAUCCUGUCGACGUGAGUUGACUGACCAUAGUGAUGGUACCAAAAUCUCAUCAAUUCGACAAGGGCUUGCGGCCAUCCGAAUUCAGUCUAUUGUUGCAUCAGAAUGCUCGGGCGACUUGCCACCUUUGCCCAUUGUUGCAUAUGCAAUCUCUUUGUCCAUGGGCGUAUCUUAUCGUCAGCUCCGCUCCAGUAAACUGAUCACCCACUUUAAUCGGGCCAAAACCAGUCUGGAGGAAUGCUGCUCUCUGUUAGAAGAGCUCAGCUCUCCCUGGUAUGCUGCCGAGGCGAUGGCUCGCCUAGGUCGUAAGGCACUGCAACAGAUUGACUACCGUCCGACUUUACCCGUACAGCAAACUGAAAACACAUCCUUGAUUGACAGAGCACCUGGAUUCUCAAAUCCGAAUGAAAUCCCUUCGGUAAACCAUAUAAAUAAUGAUUCAACUAUGCCACUCCCCACAGCCGAGAUAUCGAUGGCUAGUGAUCUACCUUCAAUCAAUGAUACAGACAUUUCGAUGCAAAAAUUUACCGACAUUGAUAUACUAUUUGGGGAAUUUUUGGAUCUGUCCCUCCCUACAAACUUCUGGGAUCCUAUCUUUGCUUUUGAGAAUGGAGGUAGUCAAUCAUAA